GUAGUUGCCGACAAGACCAUAUAUUUAUAUAGAAGCGGUGUCAGCGAAAGCCACAAAAAACCGACGUAUUAGUAGCUGGGGUGUGUAUUCAUCCUUUUACAACUGACAGAGUUUCACUCCACCAAAGCAGAUAUACAUAUAUAUAUAUAUAUAUAAGAAGGGAGCUCAUUAUGAAGUUUUGUAGAGUGUUUAAAAUGGGGCGGGAGGAGGAGUCAGCGUAUGAACUCACUCUCCGUCGUCUGCUGGAUACGCACUCUCAUUUCUCAUCCUGGGAGGCGAUGAUAGCAGAGGAGGAAGACCCAAGCCUCUCGUCGUCAAGGGUCUGCACUUUCUGUCCUGCAGCACCCGAGUGGAGCUUGCUGGAGGUUUGGCUGCUCGCGGCUACGGCGGAACACCCCAGGAAAAACAUAGCUGAUCUCGAAAACACCUCGGAUGAGGCAGCAGGCCGUCGCUGGACCCGCUUUCUGGGGUUGUGGAUCUCACUGCGUCUUGCUGGACUCAUUGCCAGCAGAGACACCAAAAGUGAUGCCUUUUGGACGAUGACGCACCGGGAAAUUGAAAGCUAUGAGCAGUGUUUUUUGUACACGGCGUGGCCACUGCUGGAUGUACAUCAGAGAUUGAGACUGCGCUCUCGUAUUGCCCGUCUUCGCAAGUCGUGCCAAAAAGCCCUGCCGCAGCUGAACACCUCGUCAAAAGCCGACAGCGACACCGCAGCAACGGCCGUGGCGGAGGAUGACGGUUACGAGUCAGCGUGCUUCGUGCUGUGCAACAGUGCCAUGCGAGCUGCGCAGUGCGUCGCACGUGAGUAUCUGCGCAUCACGUGGGACAUUUUGGACCCCAAGCAGAUACCGGAGGUUGUGGACAGCCGACUGCGCAUCCUCUUUUCCACUCCGCAGCUUUUGCAGCAGCGUAAUCAUGAAUACACAACGACCGCGUCAGCGCUUGCGGCGUCCGGCGUUGUCCACACCAACUGCAUGACGGAGCUUCUGCCCACGCUUCAGCGCACCCACCUGCAAGAUCACACCGCCGACCACACCUAUCGCGUGUGGAUGCGCGCCGUGCGGACCGCCUUGCUUCAGAUUGGGUACAACCUUGUCGUCAAAACCCGUGCCGCGAUGAUUGACUUCUGCUACUUUCUUGUGCCUGCGCUAAUGGACUUCGAGGCGUGCGUAAUGCUGUGCGAGGUCAUGGAACGAGAGAAGGCAAGCACCGCCGCUGCUGCCAACGGUGCUGCCGCGCCCGGUGAUGCGGAGGAAAGUGAGAAGCGGAGGCAGUUGCGGCGUACCAUGGCGGCUCUCUUACAGGCUACUCAAGACUUCUACGAAGACACAAUCGACGACAUCCUCGUUGGAUACAGAAAGAACUGCAUCCGCACCGCGAGUCCUCCUCGACAGCUCACGGCCACUGCGGUGGAGGCACCGGCCAAUCCGCUUGCGCCGUGCACUCCCCCUGCCCCACCAAAAGGCUUCGCCACCUCUAAUCCGAGCUUUCGGGGGACGCUGCCCACCUCAACGACGGAAGGAGGCAGUGAAGCGGCACAGCCGGAGUUGUCGCUGUCGCGGGAGGCGUACGUCGUCCUCAUAGAGGUGGUGGAGCCGACGUGCGACCUCCUGCGGCGCUACCCAGCCGAGACGAAUUUUCAGCAGAAGGAGCCGGUGAUUGACGUUGCAGCCCGGCGCAAGUCGUCCGGUAAUUCAGAUUGUCCGGAACACCCCCAAGGACAAGAUGGAUGUUGUGGGAACGCGGUACACACGACCGGGGAAGAUGCGGCACCGUCUACGUCGCAGCUCGAUCCGUCUCCUGUGAAGCAGAGUUUUGUCACGUUUUUUGAGAGGAAGGUGGCUGGGUGUUUCACAGAUGCGUUGUACGCAACGCGGUCAAGAUCAGCUUCGGCGAAGGUGCAGGAGCAAGCAGUGAUGGACGCGCAUCUUGUGUCGACCUAUCUCUCCGCUGCGCUGCGUCGAUGA
Leptomonas pyrrhocoris is the source of this 1967-nucleotide messenger RNA. RefSeq lists its product as hypothetical. The transcript has a single exon. Bases 171 to 1967 code for a protein of 598 amino acids. The record is from RefSeq and is a predicted model, not a curated record. NCBI's taxonomy places the organism in Eukaryota, Euglenozoa, Kinetoplastea, Trypanosomatida, Trypanosomatidae.